Molecule: messenger RNA, 619 nt
Organism: Spodoptera littoralis (African cotton leafworm)
Lineage: Eukaryota; Metazoa; Arthropoda; Insecta; Lepidoptera; Noctuidae
Source: the annotation of a GenBank genome assembly
CACAGACGUCGAUGGAGUUGAUCAAUGGGAAAGUAUAAAUUCUAACUCAGCAUCACAAAGGAAGGAAAUGUUUGAAAUCGAUGAUUACACAGGAUAUGCAUCGAUAACAUACGGAGACUAUAAGUUGAUAACUGGUAAACCCGAUGAAAAUCACAGUGGUUAUUUGGGCGGUGAUCUAAGAGGCGUUAUUGAUAGUCCACCUUCAUAUGUUGAUGCUAUCGCGAAUAGCAAAGUGUAUGGUGCACUUCACUCAAUUGGUCGAACUAUUGACACGAACUUCUUGACUUUGAGGAAUAAGACGAUAAUUAAUUGCGAUGUAUCUGCAACGUCUAUAUGUUAUCCUAGUAACAAUACGGUAUGCCUCUUCAAUAUAAUAGAGGAUCCAUGUGAAACAACAGAUUUGUCUGGUACUUACCCAGAAUUGGUGGCGAGCAUGCAAUCAUUAUUAGAUGUUGAAAUGACAAAGAUGAUUCCCAGAAUUUUACCGACUGUUAUCGACCCUAUGUCUGCACCUAGCUUACAUAACUUUACAUGGGAUACUUGGAUUGAUUGAGUUUUUUGUACAUACAGUAGCAGUAGGUAUAAGUGUUUAUUGUUUGUGUCCUUAGUUGUAAAUAAG